Messenger RNA from Clavispora lusitaniae ATCC 42720, 1908 nucleotides. RefSeq names its product leucine-rich repeat domain-containing protein. Lineage: Eukaryota; Fungi; Ascomycota; Pichiomycetes; Serinales; Metschnikowiaceae. The record is from RefSeq and is a predicted model, not a curated record. Gene Ontology annotation, molecular function: protein binding.
AUGCCUGAACUGUCUGAGUUUCGAAGCGAUUUAUUUGCAGAUCUUCCGUGGAGCGUUAUAUAUGAGAUUCUAAAAUACGUGCCUAGCGAUACAAUUUCUGAAGGGCUUCUUUUGGUUCCUCAGUUGCGUCCGCUAGUAUUAGCAGAGUAUUACUCGAACGAGAUCCAUUUUAUUCUCUCUCCGACUCAACGUCCCCAUUUUUGCACCAAUGAUCCCCAAAGGAAAGAACUUAUAGAUAUCACAAGCUACGGUGAAAUUGAAGAUUUUUUGAUUGACAAUCCAGAUGCUAAUCCAACUCUAGUGAAAGUCAUCACGAGUCUGGACUUUCGAUCAAUGGAACUAUUGCUAAACAAAUUUCACGACAGAUUUGCAUCUUUUCAGAAGCUUGAUCUUCAUGUGGACAACUAUGACUUGACAAACGAUGAUAUAAAGCUUAUCAUGUCUUUUCCAAACUUGCAUAAACUUCAAACUGGAAGGGUCAAUGUAAGAAAAUGUAGUUCCAUGCUCAGCGAAUUCUUUCCGAAGAUGAGAAACCUAACUGAAAUUGUCUUUUUGGGACAUGGCUUGUCAAACUGGUCCGAUGUUGUUCUUCCCCCGAAUCUCACAAAUUUGGAUGUUUCUUGGCACCCAUUCACGGAAGUGACAUCCAUUAAUUUACCUGACAGUUUGACGAAUCUUUACUGGAACCAGGUUGGUAUUCGGAAUGGGGUUUUUGAAUCGUUGAAAUUUCCUCAGGGUCUUACUACUUUAAUGGUAACAUAUAAUAAUUUGCAUUGGAUUAAUGUAUCGCAACUUCCACAGACACUUGAAACCUUGGACCUAUCAAAUAAUAAUUUGCUGAGCUUCAAAGUAGAUGGUGAGAAUAAUUCCUGGCCUCCCAACUUGAAAUCCAUUCUUCUUAAUAAUAACCAUAUUGAUGACCAUGCACUAGAAGAAUUAAGCGGUAUCAAUUGGCCACCUUUAUUGGAGAACUUAAGACUUGAUGAGAACAAAUUCACCCAACUUUCUUAUUUGUCGUCAUUGCCUGAAUAUCUAAAAUAUUUGGAUCUAUCAGACACGCGUAUUUCCACCUUUGAAGUACCACAUAAAGAUGAUGAAUACCCUUACUUUGCCUUUCCUCAGCUGUUAAAUACCCUUAAUAUUCAGAAUUGCCGAACACUCAAAUAUGGAAAUCUUGAGGCUAUGACAAUGGUUCCACCGGCACUUCGUAUUCGAUUUCCUGAGGAUUUAGAGACACUAAAUUUAAGUGAGUGCAAUAUAAGUACUCUAGACUACUUCAUUUUCCCUAAAUAUGUUAAGAAGCUUUCUUUGACUGGGAACUUAAUCCUGGAUCUUACAUCCUACAAUUUCCAUAUUGGGAAUAAAGAGGUGAUAAGUUGGAUACUGUUGGAGAAUUUGAAAGAGUUAGAGCUAUUUUACAAUCGCAUUUCUCAUUUGGAAGCAUGGAUACCCCCCAACUCACUCAGCAAACUUGAUUUAAGAAGAAACCAAAUUAAGUUCCUCACAUCGAUAAACACCCCUUUAUUCAAUCGAAAUCAAAAUCAAAAGCUUACGAGCUUUCAUAUGAUUCAUUUAGAACAAAAUGAGAUACACACAAUUGACCUGCGUUUGACACUUCCUCCAAACCUUACGUCCCUUAACUUGAGUCGGAAUAACCUUUCACAAUUUGUAUUCACUGAUGGCUUUGCAAAUCAUCAUAAUUUGUCUUCAUUGGAUCUCAGCUGGAAUCAAAUAGAAAAGAUCUCGCUCCUGUCAACAUACGCUGAGUCACGUUUGAGCGAGCUCAACCUAACCCGAAAUCCACUGCUUCGGAUGAAUCCUGAUGAUUUCUAUAAAGUGUUAGAGCGUAUGAAGCUAAGGGUCACAAAAAAGAUGCAUAAUAUAAGAAGUGUUCAUCAAUUUAGGUAA